Molecule: messenger RNA, 384 nt
Organism: Caenorhabditis angaria
Lineage: Eukaryota; Metazoa; Nematoda; Chromadorea; Rhabditida; Rhabditidae
Source: the annotation of a GenBank genome assembly
AUGCAAGCACCGCCAGACUAUUCAGAGGCUUCCCCAAAAUGCUCGAAAAAUGAUCUACCACCAGUUUAUGUUCUCGAUGUGAAUAGUCUAGAAACUUCGCCAUGGGAUAGAGAAUUCCCGCCAUCAUAUUUUGACCUCGAAUCGAAUAGAUCUGAAAGUUGUGGUAAGUGUUUUUUCACAUUUUUUGCUGGUUACAAAUAUAAAAGUGUUAUUGUUGCAGAUACCGAAGAUGAUCUAAGCCAACGAGUUUAUCAACCAAGAAGUUUAUGCUGGUGUUUUGUUUCAACCUUGAUUCUGAUGCUAUUGGUUCUUCCACUUUUAUGUUUCUUGUUAUACAUUUUCCGGGAUAGUUUACGAUAUGAUCCAAGCCAAUUCACACUUUAA